Molecule: messenger RNA, 537 nt
Organism: Sitodiplosis mosellana (orange wheat blossom midge)
Lineage: Eukaryota; Metazoa; Arthropoda; Insecta; Diptera; Cecidomyiidae
Exons: 6
Coding region: 1-537 (178 amino acids)
Source: RefSeq, a predicted model, not a curated record
AUGAAGCAUAAAAAUCGGCCCUUUGAUUUCACUGUAUUAAUUUGUUUAUUUAUUUCUGCAGACGAUGGAACAACUGCAAAUGCGAAUGCAAACGAUAGUGUUUCUUCGGAUUCAGAUCGUUCAUUGGAAGUGACGACACCAGACGAUGUAGAUGAUGACACAACAAGAAAUGCGAAUGCGAACGCAAAUAAAAUCGUUCGUUCUGCUCCAGUCCCGUUAUCGGAAGUUCCAGUACUUGCAUGUCAGCCUGAACAAUUGAAUUCAACAACGACAGAAACAGUAACAGGAGAUGAAACGAGCAACCCAAGCUUCGACAAGAACGUGCGACAAGUGAUGCCUGUACGACGGUCUGAACGAUUGGAGACAAUAACAGAAAGAAAUGCUGACACCAAAACAAACGUCAUACCCGGGCGACGGUCUCAACGCUUGAAUACAUCUGUAGCAACAGAAGCGAAUGCUGACACCAAUACAAAAGCCGUCGAAAAACUUCCUCGAUUGACCCGCAAAUAUUGGACGGUUCCGGGCGAGUUGGUUUGA